AUGCAAGUAGGACGUAUUGAGGUUGUCGUUGGACCAAUGUUCGCUGGAAAGACUACAGAGAUGCUUCGCCGCAUAGACAGAGCAGAGCUUGGCCGCAGACGCUGUGUUGUCAUGAAAUACGAUAAGGACCAAAGGUACUCAACCGACAAAGUAUCAACACAUGAUCAAUAUAUGCAUGAUGCCAUCCCAUGCAAUGAGCUCAUGCCUCACUUUAACGAAUGUUUGGCUUACGAAACAAUUGGCAUCGAUGAAGGCCAGUUCUUCCCCGAUGUUGUAGAGUUUUCAGAGAAGCUCGCAAACUAUGGCAAGACAGUGAUUGUCGCUGCCCUUGAUGGAACCUUCCAGAGGAAGCCGUUUGGCAGUGUCCUCGAAUUGAUGGCCAAAUGUGAGUCUCUCACUAAACUUACAGCUGUCUGCUGCAAGACUGGUGGAGAGGCUGCUUUCAGUAAGCGUACUGUUAACUCAGAUUCCAUUGAGCUCAUCGGUGGCGCUGAAUCAUACACAGCUGCUUCAAGAAGUGCAUUCUUCGGAACAAAUACAUCUGGUGAGAUCCAUCUUACUGUUGGACCAGUUAAGAGCGGUAAGACUACUGAACUCCUUCGUGUUUUGAACAGAUACGUAAUUGCAGGACGUAAAGUUGUCUGCAUUCGUCCAGAAGAUGUAGUUGAUCACCACAAUCCUAAGUUUGAGAUGAAGCUCGUCAGAGAUCUUCCAGAUAUUGCUUCACUUAGCAAUUACGAUGUAAUUGGUAUUGACGAAGCUCAGAAGUUCAAAAACCUUGCUGAUUGGGCAGAUGAGCUUGCUAACAGCGGCAAGAUUGUCAUGGUCUCUGCUGUCGAUGGCGAUGAACAGCACCAUGCCUAUCCAGGAAUAAUUGAAUUGUUCCCACGCUGCGAAAAGGUUAUGAAACUUGAUUCAGUCUGCCCACUUACUGGUCUUCCAGCUCCAUUCUCUGCUGUUAUUGAUGGAAUCAGAAUGAUCCCGAUUUCUCGUCUCGGAAUAAUGUACCAGCAAUCACUUGGACUUGCACUCACAGCUGCACAUUAA
Trichomonas vaginalis G3 is the source of this 1047-nucleotide messenger RNA. Its product is annotated as thymidine kinase protein. NCBI's taxonomy places the organism in Eukaryota, Parabasalia, Trichomonadida, Trichomonadidae. Gene Ontology annotation, molecular function: thymidine kinase activity; ATP binding. The record is from RefSeq and is a predicted model, not a curated record. Bases 1 to 1047 code for a protein of 348 amino acids. Gene Ontology annotation, biological process: thymidine metabolic process. The transcript has a single exon.